AUCCCCUGACGCCAUCAUUCCUUGUUCACAAUCACGAGCGUGUUUUUUCACGACACUGACUAGACCGUUGGAAUCCGUUACAGAAUUUUCCGGCAUUGUCUAUUGGUUUUCUUAAUCUUGACUUGCGAACACAUCUAACAUAAACCAGUAAUAAUGAUUGUACCAGAUGAUGUACCUACUUUCAAAUGUGUACUGGUUGGUGAUGGUGGUACAGGAAAGACUACAUUUGUGAAAAGACAUUUAACUGGUGAAUUUGAAAAAAAAUAUGUUGCUACUCUUGGAGUAGAAGUUCAUCCAUUGGUAUUCCAUACUACUCGUGGUGUCAUUAGAUUUAAUGUCUGGGAUACCGCUGGUCAAGAAAAAUUUGGAGGUCUAAGAGAUGGAUAUUACAUUCAAGGUCAAUGUGCGAUUAUCAUGUUUGAUGUUACUAGUCGUAUCACUUACAAAAAUGUACCUAAUUGGCAUAGAGAUUUGGUAAGAGUAUGUGAAGGCAUUCCAAUUGUGUUGUGUGGUAACAAAGUGGAUAUUAAGGAUAGGAAAGUAAAAGCAAAAACAAUAGUUUUUCAUCGCAAAAAAAAUUUACAGUAUUAUGAUAUUAGUGCUAAGAGUAACUAUAACUUUGAAAAACCAUUUCUGUGGAUGGCUAGAAAAUUGAUAGGUGAUCCCAAUCUUGAAUUUGUUGCUAUGCCAGCUCUUGUACCUCCAGAAAUAAAAAUGGAUCCUCAAUGGCAAGACCAAAUUGAACAAGACCUUAAGGAGGCUCAAGAAACUGCAUUGCCUGACGAGGAUGAAGACUUGUAAUUUAUUAGUCCCAUUAUCCAAAUAAUUAUCUGUUAACUGUCUCAAUUCAUUAAUUACCUUGCGCAUUAAGUUAAAUCUUUUUUUAUAAACAUAUUAAUAAACUUUUCCUGUAUUUUAUCAAUAUAUAAAAAACAGUUUAUUAUUUA
Messenger RNA from Sipha flava (yellow sugarcane aphid), 947 nucleotides. It is a transcript of the gene Ran, whose product is annotated as GTP-binding nuclear protein Ran. Bases 154 to 801 code for a protein of 215 amino acids. The transcript is spliced from 5 exons. NCBI's taxonomy places the organism in Eukaryota, Metazoa, Arthropoda, Insecta, Hemiptera, Aphididae. Gene Ontology annotation, molecular function: GTP binding; GTPase activity. The record is from RefSeq and is a predicted model, not a curated record. Gene Ontology annotation, biological process: protein import into nucleus; ribosomal subunit export from nucleus. Gene Ontology annotation, cellular component: cytoplasm; nucleus.